UCGGCGGGCCGGGCCGCUCUGGCCGGCCGGGGCAGCCGCGCGGGCGCCAUGGCAUGCGUGUUGGUGUUCGUGUACGGGACACUGAAAAGCGGCCAGCCCAACCACGCGCUGCUGCUGGACCGCGCCAACGGCUGCGCCACCUUCCGGGGCUGCGGGCGCACCCUGGAGCCCUUCCCGCUGGUGAUCGCCGGGCCGUACAACAUCCCCUACCUGCUGCAGCUGCCGGGCACUGGCCACUGCGUGCGGGGUGAGGUCUACGCAGUGGACGAGCCCAUGCUGCGCUUCCUCGAUGACUUCGAGGACUGCCCCGACAUGUACCAACGCACCCCGGCCACCAUCGUGCUGGACGGCGAACCAGGCGCGCCGCAGGAGACGCUGCAGUGCUUCCUCUACAGCAAGGCCACCUACCCGCCCGAGUGGGUCUGCCUGCCCCACCACGAAGAUUACGACUCGCAGGGCGCGCACGGGCUGCGCUACAACCCGCGUGAGAACAGAUGAGCGAGCGCGCGCGCGCGCGCGCACUGGCGCCAACAUGCCCUGCGCGCCCCUCCAGCGGGCGCCCGCGCGGGGCAAGCUGUCUUGCAAAUAAUCCCGCCACGCUGGUCACCCCCAGAUCUCUCCAUCUGACACCUAACCAUAGUGCUUGCUGCUUUCAACGCGCCACUUGGGCUCGCGCGAAAUGCCUGGGAAGAAGAAGGAAGUUAGGAUUGUCAUUUCCAACCCCCCCUCCCCAAAUGACACCUAGAGAAACACCCUUCUUCCUCUCUGCCACCGCUGUCUUUUCUUUGAUUUUUGUGUCUGGCUUCGCUUUUAAUCUGAAGAUAACAUUUGAAAUGAACGCAAAGGCUGUGGUUGCAGGUGAAUUUUUAAAAACUUGUAGCACCAAGGGAAAAUAAUUUUUUUUUA
Molecule: messenger RNA, 906 nt
Organism: Sorex fumeus (smoky shrew)
Lineage: Eukaryota; Metazoa; Chordata; Mammalia; Eulipotyphla; Soricidae
Gene: GGACT
Product: gamma-glutamylamine cyclotransferase
Exons: 2
Coding region: 49-498 (149 amino acids)
Molecular function (GO): gamma-glutamylaminecyclotransferase activity
Source: RefSeq, a predicted model, not a curated record